ACCGAUGAUUCAACUCCACAGUUCGAGAUGCCUUCUCCGCCUUUUCUCCCAGCUCGCGACGUGCCUCUCAUUCCCGAGGAUCAUCGAGAACGAUAUGCCCGCAAAAAGUUGAAUCAGUGGACCAGAUGGCGGGACAGCGUCAUCCCCGAGUUGAUACCGGCCUACCUGACCUACGUUGCAUCUACCGCUAAUAGGCUUGAUAAGUCCUUCGACCUUGUUUGCAAAUGUGACGGCCAAAAACGGAAACUACAAGUUACGGUUGUGUACAUGGACCGUUUGGACAAACUCGAAAUUUUGAUCUGCCCAUGUAUAUCCGCGGCUCGUAGAUUGAUGUUUCUUGGACUAUUUCCCUGCGCCCCCCAGUCGCCGUCCCUUGCAUUUGACCUGAACAUGGUUGAGCUUGUCUCGACCUUGUUUGCGAACGUCGCGCCCAAUGUCACGGCUUGGGCGUCUACUCUGGAAUCAUUUCUCGGAGCGAGAGCGUACAAACUACAGACACGCGACUCCCUCCGUCGACGUUUCGGCAAUGCGUUACAGUGGUACAAAUAUCUGGUGGACUGUGUCCAGAAUAAGAGGGACGAAGUAUUAGCGACCGCUCGGAAGCGGGUCCACGACCAGUUACGAUCACGUCAUGACCGCGCUUCGCUAUCCGAAGGAGAAACAAAUCCACAAGAAUCUACUCCGCCCGACACCGGUAGCGCCUCGUUCCAUCCCUCGUCUGACUGUACGCCGCCAGCGCUCAAACUGACCGAUGGCAUUCCGUCCGAGCGCUACUCUUCCUGUGCCCCAUCAGACCUCCCGCCGACGGAUCACACCUCGUCUGACCGCACCUCGUCCUGCACCUUAUCCGGCCGUACGUCGUCCAAUCACGCUUCGUCUGACCGCGCCUCGUCCCGCACCCCGUGUGACUGCACGUCAUCAGCGCACGCGCCGACAAGAAGCACCCCGUCGGACAAAUGCAGAGAGAGUCCAUGGAAUCCAGCAUCAGAGAAGUCAUUUGGUCAACAGAAGGAUGAUAUGCCGAACGAGACUCUGGAUGACCGUCCCAGUCCUUAUCUGCAAUCGAGGUGCUUGUUGUGUUUUGGAGGAAGAGGGGACCGCAUUCCAUCUAUGUCUCUUGACCUCAUAGUAUGUCUCGACGCGUGUUUCACCCAGAAGCGAUGCGCCGAACGACGACCAUCCAAGGAGGAUGGACCAAAACCGUAUCGACCACCUGGGCGGCCUGGAAAGCGAGACCCGGUCAAGACACAUCCUUCCUCGGUCUUCAUAUCUGAAUGCGAGGUCCGCGCCAUGGAGGCCGAAGUUGAUCGCCGCCGUCAGAAGACAAGGCCAAGUCGUCACUCGCACGAUGGUGAUGGCGAAUCUUCCGGCACAUCCUCCAGCAAGCGCAAAUAUCGCAGCAGCUCAGACCAUGACGAGGCUCCCGAGGAGGACAGGUGUGAAGGUCCUCUAAGGGUUCCAAAUUCUGUUCUAGACGGAUGUGAACAGUCCUUCAAAGCCGCUGACAACCAACGCGAAAAAGCAAGUACCCAAUUCUUCGAAGAUACUGGGUUGAUGGCGUUGACUUGUCGGCACGAUCAAGUACUUUGGCUGGCCAACAUGACCAGUGCCGGGGAGCGACAACACUAUCCAUUGGCGCUCCUACGGAAGCUCUUCGAACACAUACCGGAGUCUUGGAGGGUAGGGGUCUUGUACGAUAUCGGCUGUCAGCUUCAUCGAAGUUGCUUCAAAUGGGGCUAUCUAUCCAAAUACCGGCAUCGCAUCGCGUUCGGAAUCUCUGUCUUUCAUGCAUACGGCCAUCAGUGGCCAUGCCAGGUCGUUUACCACCCCCGCAAGUGCAUAGGGUUUGGCCUCACGGAUGGCGAAAGCUGUGAGCGCCUUUGGAGCGCGCUCGCUCAUCUUGUAGCGGUGUUGCGAGUGAGCGGAUAUCACCAGCGCUUGUACGCUCUCGACUCCCAGUUGCAACAUCUCAGUGGGCUCCACCGCCUGUCGUUCGGGGAUUGGCUCAUAAAGAAAUACAAUAAUUGUAUAUCGCGACUGUCUGCUGCCAGAGAAGAACUCGAGGACUGCGGGAUAGAUCUCGCAGUCCUUAUGCAUGAAUGGGCAUCGCAGCAGGUCUCACAGACGAAACCUCUGCAACGACAACGGAAGAACGCAGCGGAUAAGGAUAUCGAUACUGUGCUGAAUCUGGACGAGGUGGCUCGGGGAUUGGAGAAGAAGAUCAAGGACCUGGAAGGAGUGAUUGUCAGCGGUCACUCUGAUGAAACCACCCGCGUCGAGCUGGGCGAAUAUGAACGCCGGCUCGGGCACGUCAAGACGUCGGCGUCGCGAUAUCGAGCCAGGAUGGACGUCCAGGAACGCGCUAAGUUGGAAAAGCUGCGAGGAAACAAGUUUCUUAACCUCCGUGUCAAUGGCCUUGCGAUGAAAACUCGGCUUCGUGAUCGUUUGCGGCAGCGCAAGUUUGAGCUUUCGCGCAUGGAUCGUAUGCCCCCUGACGAGGAAUCAGAACGGAAGCUUCACGUUCAUGUCGCUAACGCAAUCCACAGGCGCGAGCCUAACAUACAAGCCCUUGCUCGUCGGUAUAACACUCUAUGUACAGAAAUGGACCAGUUAAUUCGGCGCGGGCUUGCACCGCCAGGGGCGGUUGCACCUACGCCUUUAAAAGCAAGUCAACUCUGGACGCUCGACGUCGACGAUCCUAUCUGGCAUGACACUGGGCUGGUUGAUGAGGCGGAUGAUGGAAAGGCGAUCCCUCGCUGGCUUGCCGAUGAAAACGUCCGAAAGGGCAUACGAGCGAUGCUCGAAGUUGAUCGAUGUGAAGAGGAGCUGGUGCGACUGCGUAAGGAGAGGACGACGCUGCAAGAAUGGCUUCAGGAUGAGUGGGCUGCUCUCCAGGGCGCGUUGGUUGAUCAUGCCACCAAUGUGGGGAUUCGGCAUCAGCUUCACAUGUACAGAGAGGAGCUCCUUCGCCUCGCGGUUACGUGGCGCCGGCGCUGUGGUGACAUGGAGGGCAUCCGGAACUGGGAGCCCUCCUGGGGACCAACUGACGACGAGAUG
Messenger RNA from Punctularia strigosozonata HHB-11173 SS5, 3057 nucleotides. RefSeq lists its product as uncharacterized. Lineage: Eukaryota; Fungi; Basidiomycota; Agaricomycetes; Corticiales; Punctulariaceae. The transcript is spliced from 10 exons. The record is from RefSeq and is a predicted model, not a curated record. The annotation marks the transcript as partial.